Neofelis nebulosa (Clouded leopard) is the source of this 1182-nucleotide messenger RNA. RefSeq names its product CMRF35-like molecule 1. Gene Ontology annotation, cellular component: plasma membrane. The transcript is spliced from 4 exons. Bases 293 to 889 code for a protein of 198 amino acids. Lineage: Eukaryota; Metazoa; Chordata; Mammalia; Carnivora; Felidae. The record is from RefSeq and is a predicted model, not a curated record. Gene Ontology annotation, molecular function: transmembrane signaling receptor activity.
AGAGCAGAUCAUCAGAGUCAGACUCUAGGGGAUGCUGAGUUGAGGGGCCAGAGCAAGGAGUGGGGCCACCUCAUCACGUCAGCCAUAAGCUCCGAACAGUCGCCGCUGCUUUGCACCGAAUUAAUGAAAUAAGGAAGUAACUGAAGAAAAAAUUGAGGGGAAGUAGAUGAGAGAAAACAAAAAAGAAUAAUUUAGAAGAAGAGAAGGUAGGUUGCAUCUGUGCUCAGUUCAAGUCUCUGGAAGGCAGCUGGCAUUUGCUGAGCACCAGAGAGACAAGCCAGGCAGGCAGGACAUGCGGCUGCUCCCGGUUGUGAUCCUUCUCAUCGUCCAAGGCCACUUCUCCACCUGCGUGCAUAGAACGGUGAGAGGCACGGCAAUGGGCACACUGACCGUGCACUGUACAUAUGGGCAGGGGUGGGAAUCCUACAAGAAAUGGUGGUGUCGUGGGUACGAGUGGGAUUCCUGCAAAAUCCUUGUUAAAAGCACCGGGUCAGAGCAACUGGUGAAGAAGGGCCGAGCAUCCAUCCAGGACAAUCACAGCUGGCGCAUAUUCACCGUGACAUUGGAGGAUCUCUGGUAUGACGAUGCAGACACCUACUGGUGUGGGAUUGAGAAAGCUGGCAAUGACCUGGGGUACAAAGUAUACGUGGAUGUUGACCCAGCCCCUGAUCCAACAGACUCUCCCAAGCCUGUAGCAAGAACACCAGCCGGUCGAGCUUCCUCUCCUCCUUUUACCCAGGGCAUCAACAGCAGCCAGCCUAUUGUUCUGAUCAACCCCCACAGCAGGUCGGGGAUCUUGGCCUUCAAUGUAGCAGCAGAGAAUCCUCCUGUGUGGAUCCUCCUGGUACCUUCUUUCCUUGCCACACUCAAGUGGCUCUGCCAAGGAUAAAUAACUAUUACAUCGUUCAGGAGUCUGGCCAAUGAUGGGUUUUCCAAUUCCAGACCAACCAGUAAGCAUAAAACCUGGAUUAAAUCAACAAGUUCCAGAGUGUGUCCACAAGGACAAAGACCCCCAAUGGGCCAGCUGCUCAGAGGCCCGCCGAUUCCACCUUCUGCUGCAUCAGUGCCUCCAAGAAAGAAUUCCUUGAACGUAAAAGAUGGAAAGCAGGGUUGGACCAUCGCCCGACCCACAUCUGACCUGUUUGCCCUGUAUAUUCCCUAUUAAAAUCUUUGGCUUUCUUG